Molecule: messenger RNA, 618 nt
Organism: Cryptomeria japonica (Japanese cedar)
Lineage: Eukaryota; Viridiplantae; Streptophyta; Pinopsida; Cupressales; Cupressaceae
Product: LYR motif-containing protein At3g19508
Exons: 2
Coding region: 122-367 (81 amino acids)
Source: RefSeq, a predicted model, not a curated record
AUUUUAUUUCAAGUCGCCGGGAAUAUUUAAAACUUUUUAAAGAGACACGGGUGAGUUCAAUAUAUAUUCCUCGGGACAGAGUGAUGUCUGUUAGGUACCUUCUUAACUAUUUUUAAUUAGGAUGGAGAAGGCUUUAAGAGCAUACUCUGAAGUUUUGAGGCUGAUCAGGCUACUGCCUAAGCAGAGUAGAUCUUAUUAUCAAAAAUAUGCGAGAGAGAAUUUUGUUAACUAUAGAGAAGUGCCAGAUUCUGCUUCUAUGGACGAAUUGCUUCAGAGAACAUACAAUCAUUCCUGUUGGGUUCUCAAAAAGUACCAAGUGGACGAAGCAGCUGCUAAGAACCUGAAAGAAAUCUGUGUCAAUACAUAGUGCUUGAAAUGCAAAAUCUAUUCAUAAAGUGAUUAGGGUUUAGGGUUUACUUUAACUUUAAUGAUCUAUAUCUAUUGCGGGUCAAGGAUAUUGAUAUUUUGGGAUGGUUUCCAUUUCACAAAUUCGGAAUCAUUAAUCACCAUUUUAUUUGGUUAUUUUUGAGUUUUUCCUUGACCUAAGAUUGCUUGUAACAGGGCUCAGCACUCAUUCUUUGUUGUUAAAUUUUUUAGUUGUAUUUUUAGCUUGUUUAA